Molecule: messenger RNA, 1063 nt
Organism: Rubroshorea leprosula
Lineage: Eukaryota; Viridiplantae; Streptophyta; Magnoliopsida; Malvales; Dipterocarpaceae
Source: the annotation of a GenBank genome assembly
AGCUGCACUCAACUCUCUUCGUUCCACUCACCGACCUCAGUUACAGUGAGAAAAUGUCGAGCUCUCAGUGCUUCGAAAACCCACCAAGCAAGACCACAACAUGUGGAGCAGGGUAUGUUGAGGAAUUCGCUGGCCUCAACACUUACAUAACUGGUCCUCCUGAUUCCAAGCGCGCCAUUCUUCUAAUUGCUGACGUUUUUGGUUAUGAAGCUCCAAAUUUGAGGAAACUUGCGGACAAGGUUUCAGCUGCUGAAUACUUGGUAGUGGUUCCUGAUUUCUUCUAUGGUGAUCCGUUUAAUCUCGAUAACCCUCAAUUUGAUCGAGAAGCAUGGAUAAAAGUUCAUAACACGGACAAAGGAUAUGAAGAUGCCAAGCCAGUAAUUGCUGCUCUGAGAAGUAAAGGUGUGACUGCUGUUGGGGUUGCAGGUUUUUGUUGGGGAGGGAAGGUAUUGGUAAAUCUAGCAAGUUCUGAGGAUAUUCAAGCUGCAGUCAUAUUGCAUCCUGGUCGGAUUACUGAUGAUGAAAUUAAGGAGGUUAAAGUUCCGACUGCUCUAUUGGGUGCUGAGAUCGAUAAUUCUACACCACCAGAACAAAUGAAACAUUUUGGAGAAAUAUUGUCAACAAAGUCUGAGUUCGAUAGCUUUGUGAAAAUUUUCCCUGGCGUUUCACAUGGGUGGACUGUCAGAUACAAUGUUGAGGAUGAAUCAGCUGUAAAGAGUGCAGAAGAAGCCCAUGAGGAUAUGAUGAAUUGGUUUGCCAAGCAUGUCAAGUGAGAAAGGGGAUGCAGAUAAAAACAAUAAUAAGCGGAGGAGGCCUAAACCUUUGAAUUUUUAUAUAUAAGUCCUAUGAGCGCGUUUGUGGUAGUGCUAGCUAGUGCCCACUGUGUAUUUAGAGGUCUUUAAUUGCAGUCGUAACAUUGAAAUAAAAUGAAAAAAUGGAAUUGAAAUAAAAUGAAAAAAUGGAAUUGAAAAAUGUUAUCUCUUCGUAUGUAAGUCUAUCCAUCAACAAGUAGAACUGUUGUUUAUUUUGAACUCAUGAUACUAACAUGAUUAAUCAUGAUGUU